UUCUCAUAUAUAGAGAGAGAAUACAAAACUUGGAACAUAUUGUAACCUUUAAAAUUUAACUAUUUAGUCCAAAAAUAAUUGACCCAAUGCGUAACGUGCUUCGAAAACCAAUUAUUAGUUUAAAUCUUAACCUUUUAAACUUUUUAAAAAAAUCAUAAUUAAAAUUUAUUUGAUAUAUAUUAUAUAGUGGUUAAAAUGUGCCUAUAGCUCUCGUACUUUUCGGGAAUUAGGAAUUUAGUUCCUCUACUUCUCAGAUUUCAAAAUUCAAGUCCAAUUGUUGACAUUGUUUUCUUUGUUAAAUUUGUUAUUUUGACAUUUUGAAAUGAAAAGCUACUCGUUUGGCAGUCAUGUAAUUAAAGAAAAUGUUGUAAUUAACCUGAUAUUUAAAAAAAUAUUAACAGUAUUAACAGUUGGACUUGAAUUUUGAAAUAUGAAAAAUAGAGAGACUAAAUUCCCAAAAAUACAAGUACAUGGACUAAAUUCUUAAUUUUCAAAACGUGUAAAGACUAUAUGCAUACUUUAACUUUAUAUAUAUAACCUUAACCUAGCAAAAACAAAAGACAAUUCCAACCAUGUCAUUCGGACAAGAAUGAGAUGUAAUCAAAAAAAAAGAAAAGACUAGGUCAAAUAGUUAAUUAGGGGCUUACAAAACAGAGGCCCCAACCAUCAAAUGUUGGUUCCUAAAAUUAGAAUUCACCCCCUCCAAAAUUUGUGUGGUGUGUAAAAUGAUCCCAACAAGCUUCCCCCAUCACCUUCAUUUGUUGUCUAAACCCAUGCCCUUUUCACAUUGCUCAAUAUCAUCCUCCUCACAUCAAUGUCCCUCAUUGACAAUCCUAUGUAUAAGCUUCAAAUAUUACAGGCCUUUGGUUGUUUUCUUUUAUUCUCUUCUCUCUUCUCUUUAUUACCAACAUCCACCACCUUUGCAUUAACCGAUGCAGAAGCGGCCUACAUUGUUCGCCGCCAGCUUAAGACUCUUCCUCCUAACGAUGAACUCCCUCCGGAAGUCGAAUAUGAGGUUAAAGUAUCAUUAACGUUUUCCAACCAGAGGCUGAAGAAAGCAUACAUCGGCCUUCAGGCUUUGAAAAAGGCUAUAUACUCUGAUCCUAUGAACAAGACUGGCGAUUGGGUAGGCUCCAAUGUGUGCAAUUACACCGGCGUGUUUUGUUCCGAGGCGUUGGAUGACAAGACCUUAACUGUGGUUUCAGGGGUUGAUCUUAAUCAUGCUGACAUCGCGGCACACUUUCCAGCUGAGAUGGGGUACCUGACUGAUCUCGCGUUGAUCCAUUUAAAUUCCAAUAGGUUCUGUGGGAUUGUACCUAAAACGAUGUCUAGACUAAAGUUGAUGUAUGAAUUUGAUAUCAGCAAUAAUCGUUUUGUCGGUCCUUUCCCUGAAGUUGCCCUUUCAUGGCCUACCAUUAGGUUCAUUGAUCUAAGGUACAACAACUUCGAAGGUAGCAUACCGCCCGAACUCUUCGAAAAGAACUUGGAUGCCUUGUUUUUGAACAACAAUAGGUUCAAAUCCACCAUCCCUAAAGCGAUCGGUAAAUCAACCGUUUCCGUCGUGACGUUCGCCAAUAACAAAUUCGAAGGAUGUAUUCCACACAGUAUCGGUAAGAUGUCUAAUUUGAACGAGAUUAUCUUUAUGAACAACAACCUCGUCGGUUGUUUCCCAGAGGAAGUCGGGAUGCUUACCAACGUAACGAUAUUCGACGCUAGCUCGAACGCAUUCACGGGUUCAUUGCCAGAAAGCCUUGCCGGUAUGAAAAACAUCGAAUCCUUAGAUCUUUCACACAACAAGCUAACCGGAACGGUGCCGGAAAAUGUUUGUAAGUUGCCGAAGUUGUCUAAUUUCACAUUCUCUCGCAACUAUUUCCAAAAUGAGCCUAAUGAUUGUCAAGUACCUUCCAAGAAAGACAUUGUGUUCGACGAUACCUAUAAUUGUUUGCCUGGUCGACCAAAACAAAGAUCAACUAAAGAAUGCCAACCUGUAAUAAGCCAACUUGUUGAUUGUAGUAAGGAUAAGUGUGCCGGCGGCGGGGGUAGGUCGCCACACAAGCCAAAACAUAAACCAAAGCCAAACCCGGAACCUCAACAGCCUAAGCAACCACACCCGCCAACUCCGGUACACCAUCAUCCUCCACCAUCACCACCUAAAGAAUCUCCGAAGACUCCUAUUAAACAAGCAGGUAAAGAAGAAGUAUCCCCACUCGAGCGUUCUAGGCCACCAGCACCACCAAUUCACCCUCCACCCGUCUCCUCACCACCACCUGUCCAUUCUCCACCUCCACCGGUUAAGCCACCACCAGCACCAGUUUACUCCCCUCCACCACCUGUCCAUUCUCCACCACCACCGGUUAAGUCACCGCCACCACGACCUACCGAGGGAAUUCACCUCCCGCCAAACUUGGGAUUCCAAUAUUCAUCACCACCUCCACCCAUGUUCCCAGGCUACUAAAUAGUAUUAUAAAACCUUUUUAUUUUGUAUAAAAAGGGUAAGAAGUCAUGUUGUUAAAUUCCAAUAUCUUACUGUUGGGAUUAUAUUUUGUUUUAGAGAUUGAAUCUCCUAGUUUUUAAUAGGUUAAAACUUAUUAUUAGUCCCUAUACUUUAUCAAAAUUGUAGAUUUAAUUUUAUAUACU
This is a messenger RNA of Gossypium raimondii (Peruvian cotton), 2637 nucleotides long. Its product is annotated as pollen-specific leucine-rich repeat extensin-like protein 3. Lineage: Eukaryota; Viridiplantae; Streptophyta; Magnoliopsida; Malvales; Malvaceae. The record is from RefSeq and is a predicted model, not a curated record. The coding region runs from base 815 to 2455 and encodes 546 amino acids. The transcript has a single exon. Gene Ontology annotation, molecular function: protein binding.